AUGCUUUUGCAGUUGCAGUUGCAGUUGCUGUUGCUGUUACCACCGCUUCCGCUGCUGCUGCUGCUGUUGCCGUUGCUGCUGUUGCUGCUGCCAGAGCCCCUUUUUACACACGCCAGCCCGUUUGACAUUGGAUCAUUAAUCAUUCGCUUUAGCUCGCCCGCUAUGCGCUUUAUGCCGGCCUGUCAAGCCGACAGUCUGCAAUUCAUGCACUUCGGCUACAUGAAACCUGACAGCUCACAGAGCAACCAUUCAGCAUCGGUACGUCGCUCAAUUCGUGCAUUCGGACAGAAAAUGAUUAAUCUAAGGCCCGGCUGUCAGUGGGCUGCCAUCAGCUCACGGAUGAAUAUAUGUCAACCCCUUUGUCCGUCCAGAUGUUCGGGGCUAAAACAGCUACGUCUGGACCUUCACGAACUGGACUCCGGGUUUGCUGAAAGUCAGCUCUUCUAA
Messenger RNA from Protopolystoma xenopodis, 447 nucleotides. Lineage: Eukaryota; Metazoa; Platyhelminthes; Monogenea; Polystomatidea; Polystomatidae. The record is from the annotation of a GenBank genome assembly.